AUGAUGAAUCCGAACCAUUCCGGGGCAUCGCGGAGGCCGUACUCUCGCGGAGCCGUCCCCAGAAAUCGGUCCCGGAUGCCGUUUUCGCCGCAUCCGCACCACUCGAACCGGAACCACGGUGGCCACAACCAGCCGUGGUACAGCAACAAGGACAUGGAGAACAGCUUUAAUUACGGUGACAAUAACGGAAGUAGCCCCAAAGAGUCCUUCACCUACUCACCCAAGUCCCCACCGGUGCAGUUGCAUUCCCCUCCCCUAACGAGUCGUCCAGCAGCGGCCAUCCUAGUGCCUUACGGUGCUACUGAUGACGGUAGUAUUAAUAAUAGAUCUCAACAAAUUCUUAGAGCCGGCCCGAGCCACAUUGACCGGCACCGGAUCAAUAUGGGCAUGCAGGAGCGUAACCGGCACACGAUGAGCAGCUCCUCGAUCGAUCGCCAUUCGGGUCAUUUCGAGGGUCCGUCGAAUUCGUCGCGCGGUUCGGAGUUACACGUCGACACCCGGUCCAUGCUGUCGAUUGACUCGCUGCGUAACAGCCGCGACAACAAUCGGGACCGGAUCAGUCCGCACUAUCAUCCGGGCGGAAGCAACGGUGGUGGCCACGGGCCGAACGGGCAUAUGUCCUCCGGUGGAAGCAACGCUGCCGGCGGUAGUGGCGGCAGCGGAAUCGGUGGGGGCAGUGGAAGCAACCAAACGGCCUCGCCAUCGGCCUACUGCCCGGGAGACGGUGGUCCCAUGGGCAAUAAUGGUGGCAUGAAGUCGGACAGUCCGUCGCGCAAAAGACGCCGAGUUUCGUCACGGUUGCCGAGCCAAUCGCCACCCGCCAUCUGGGAACACCGUCGCUCACCGCGGAACGGUGGUGGUGGUGGCGGUGUUGCCGGCGGAAGUGGCAUGAUGAUGCACUUGGGUAGCGGCGCCAAUGGCAAUGGGGUCGGAUCGAACGUACAUCACGCAAUGAAUGGGCAUCACAAUCUUGCCAUGCAGCAGCCACAAACAGUGCAAAGCUCUCAGCAGCAACAGCAACAGCAGCAGCAGCAGCAACAGCAGCAGUUGCAGUUGCAACAACAGCAACAGCUGCUUCACCGCGAACAGCACCACCAUCAUCCGCCGCCCCAUCAUCAUCACCAUCAGCAGCAGCAGCAACAACAGCAGCAGCAGCAACAGCAACAACAACAUCACCAUCCGAUGCAUCCGAGUACCGCCGGAAGUGGUCUGGCGGCAGCGGUUAUGUCGCAGCUGCAGUCCCAUCUGCACCCGGGCCAGGGCAGUCCACCGAUACGGCGUCCGCGCUACCAUCGCGACCAGCACCCACAGCAGCAGCAACAGCAAGCUCCGCCGCCGCCAGUGCCACAGCAGCAGCAGCAGCGUCAGUGGGAGUCGUUGACGCAAGUUUUCCAGCAACCAUCGCCGGCGGCUCAGGCGCAGCACCCGCAUGCGGCCUCCUCGCUGAUGGUCGACAUCAACCAGGUGCCGGUCAGCUUGCCACUCGGACAUCACCACGAGCCACUGUGGACGUACUCGGCCGGACCGCACAUCUCCAUCUGCUCCGGUCAUCCGGCCGCACCGCAUCUGCCGCCGUGUCAGGUCCAUGGCGUCUAUUCGCAGCCCUUCGCCCAAACAUGCAGCAUCGGUGGCCACUUCGGUGGGUUCGCGUCCACAGCCGGCCCGGCAUUGGCCGUGCCACAUCCGCAGCCCCAUCAGGCGCACUAUCCGCACCCGCAUCCGCAUCUAGCCCAGCAGCGUACCGAUGGGCUGGCACUGGACGGGUUGGAGCAUGCCGGAGCGUCCCCGCUGCACAUGUCGCCGCUGACGACGCACGCACAUCUGCACUCAACACCCCAGAUGACGCAGCUGACCGCGGCGGCGCAACCGAUCUAUAUCUCCACCGAGGUAAGUGCCGUGGGCACCGAGGUGCCGGUACCGCGCACGGCUGGUGCGGCGGCUCCCGGAACACUGAUCCCACUGAUCGCGAACGUCCUGCAGGGUCGCAGCAGCCAAUUCGAGCUACUGCACCGAACGGCUCGCCGGGCGAUCAGUGCCCCGCGGCGCAACUUUGCCCGGUUCCACUGGCCGGCACCGCCUCCGCCGCCGCCGCCACCUCCGCCGCCAGCCCAUCAUCAUCACCAUCAUCACCAUCACCAUCCGGCGACCCAUCGGUCGCCACCGGCCCUGCAACAUCAGACGCUCGGCCCACAGCCGGCCCAUGUUACUCUGUCCGCGACCACGUCCGCCUACUCGGGCAUCUUACUCAACUUCCUACCCGUGCGGUGCCCUUUCAGAGCAAUGUUCCCGCUGUCCACCUACGGUCCACCGGAUCUGAAUUCGCCCGACUCGAACGAAACGGAGAACUACGAAGCACUCCUCAGCCUGGCCGAACGGCUCGGCGAGGCGAAGCCGCGCGGUCUUGCCCGGCCCGAGAUUGAUCAGCUGCCGAGCUACAAGUUCAAUGCAGAAACUCACACCGGCGAUCAAACAUCGUGCGUGGUGUGCAUGUGCGACUUCGAAGCACGGCAAAUCUUGCGUGUGCUGCCGUGUUCGCACGAAUUCCACGCCAAGUGCGUCGAUAAAUGGCUGCGGUCCAAUCGUACGUGUCCAAUUUGCCGAGGCAAUGCUUCCGAAUACUUUGAAAGCAGCGAGGAGCAGUAAAAAGCUUAAACUCCAC
Messenger RNA from Anopheles cruzii, 2659 nucleotides. It is a transcript of the gene mura, whose product is annotated as ataxin-2 homolog. The record is from RefSeq and is a predicted model, not a curated record. NCBI's taxonomy places the organism in Eukaryota, Metazoa, Arthropoda, Insecta, Diptera, Culicidae. The transcript has 8 exons. Bases 1 to 2643 code for a protein of 880 amino acids.